Ogataea philodendri is the source of this 1911-nucleotide messenger RNA. RefSeq lists its product as uncharacterized. Gene Ontology annotation, molecular function: flavin adenine dinucleotide binding; succinate dehydrogenase (quinone) activity; electron transfer activity. The coding region runs from base 1 to 1911 and encodes 636 amino acids. Lineage: Eukaryota; Fungi; Ascomycota; Pichiomycetes; Pichiales; Pichiaceae. The transcript has a single exon. The record is from RefSeq and is a predicted model, not a curated record. Gene Ontology annotation, biological process: mitochondrial electron transport, succinate to ubiquinone; tricarboxylic acid cycle.
AUGCUUUCCCUGAAAACCCGCUUUGCUGGACGCAGACUGUUCUCGUCCUCCAGAUCGGCCCUCCAGGUGAUCUCCAAAUCAAAUGAUCUCAACGGUAAGACCGCAUCUUCGGCAAUGGCCAAGGAUUAUCACAUCAUCGACCACGAAUACGAUGUCGUCGUGAUUGGUGCCGGUGGUGCCGGUCUUCGAGCAGCGUUUGGUUUGGCCCAAGAGGGCUUCAAAGUUGCCUGUGUCUCGAAAUUGUUCCCAACCAGAUCUCACACUGUGGCAGCUCAAGGUGGUAUCAACGCCGCUCUCGGUAACAUGCACCCUGACGAAUGGAGAUGGCACAUGUACGACACUGUCAAAGGUUCUGACUGGCUGGGAGACCAGGACGCCAUCCACUACAUGACAAGAGAAGCCCCAGACUCGAUUAUCGAGUUGGAACACUACGGUCUUCCAUUCUCUAGAACGAAGGAGGGAAAGAUUUACCAAAGAGCCUUUGGCGGUCAAGCCAAGGAGUUCGGUAAGGGUGGUCAAGCAUACAGAACUUGUGCCGUUGCAGACAGAACCGGUCACGCUCUUUUGCACACUUUGUACGGUCAAUCUCUCAGAUACGACACCCACUACUUCAUCGAGUUCUUUGCCAUGGACUUGUUGAUGCACGACGGAAAAUGUGUGGGGUGCAUUGCAUACAACGAGGAGGACGGAACCCUUCACAGAUUCAAGGCUCCUAACACGGUCAUUGCCACAGGUGGUUACGGAAGAGCUUACUUCUCGUGUACCUCUGCCCACACCUGUACCGGUGAUGGAUAUGCCAUGGUCAGCAGAGCAGGUCUCCCAUUGGAGGACUUGGAGUUUGUCCAAUUCCAUCCUUCUGGUAUCUACGGUUCUGGAUGUUUGAUCACUGAAGGUGCCAGAGGAGAAGGUGGAUACCUGUUGAACAGCGAGGGUGAGAGAUUUAUGGAAAGAUACGCACCAACCGCCAAGGAUCUUGCUUCCAGAGAUGUGGUUUCCAGAGCUAUCACCAUGGAAAUCAACGCUGGAAGAGGUGUUGGUCCCCACAAAGAUCACAUGUACCUGCAAUUGUCCCACUUGCCAGCCUCUGUGUUGAAGGAGAGACUGCCAGGUAUUUCUGAAACUGCUCACAUUUUCGCCGGUGUGGACGUUACCAAGGAGCCAAUUCCAAUUCUGCCAACCGUGCAUUACAACAUGGGUGGUAUUCCAACCAAGUACACCGGUGAGGUUUUGACCCAGAACGAGAAGGGUGAAGAUCAGGUUGUGCCUGGUCUUUUCGCAUGUGGUGAGGCCGCUUGUGCAUCUGUGCACGGUGCCAACCGUUUGGGAGCCAACUCCUUGUUGGACCUUGUCGUUUUCGGAAGAGCUGUGUCUCACACCAUUAGAGACAACUUCAAGCCAGGUGCUCCAUUGCCAGAGCUUCCAAGCGACAUUGGUCACGAGUCCGUCGCCAACCUCGACCGUUUGAGAAACGCUGACGGAGAUAUCACCACAGCCGAAUUGAGACUCGAGAUGCAAAAGAGCAUGCAGAAGCACGUUGCUGUGUUCAGAAAACAGGACAUUUUGGACGAGGGUGUGAAACAGAUCACCGAAAUCGAUGGUAAGUUUGACAGAAUUAAGACCACCGACAGAUCCAUGAUCUGGAACUCGGACUUGGUUGAGACCCUUGAGCUGCAGAACUUGCUUACCUGUGCCAGACAGACUGCUACCAGUGCCGCUGCCAGAAAGGAAAGUAGAGGUGCUCACGCUAGAGACGAUUACCCAGAAAGAGAUGACGUUAACUGGCGUAAACAUUCUCUUUCCUGGCAACACGGCCACGGCAAGGACGUCAAGCUCGCAUACAGACACGUCAUUGCUACCACUUUGGACGAGAACGAGUGCAAGCCUGUGCCUCCUGCCAAGAGAGUCUACUAG